AACUGUAGAGCGCUGUGCAGCUAUGACUGCGGUCCUGGCCGGGGGAAGGGAGAAGUGGCGAGAGUUCCCCGUGUCCCCCGUCAGCCCCAGGCACCUCCCAGCUGCUGUGUGUGUGGGAAGAAGGAGGAGUGAUGGGCAGAACCAGCGCUUCCCCCAGGCACUAGACCUGCCAAGAGUGGACUUGGUUCCCUCUCAGACUGCCUCAUUCCACCCUAAGAACACAGAUCUAUUUGAGAUGAUUGAAAAGAUGCAGGGAAGCAGGAUGGAUGAACAGCGAUGCUCCUUCCCACCACCCCUCAAAACGGAGGAGGACUACAUUCCGUACCCGAGCGUCCACGAGGUCCUGGGCCGAGAAGGGCCCUUCCCCCUGAUCCUGCUGCCCCAGUUUGGGGGCUACUGGAUUGAAGGCACCAAUCACGAAAUCACCAGCAUCCCAGAGACGGAGCCGCUGCAGUCGCCCACGACCAAGGUGAAGCUGGAGUGCAACCACACCGCCCGCCUCUACCGGAAGCACUUUCUCGGCAAGGAGCACUUUAACUACUACUCGCUGGACGCCGCCCUGGGCCACCUUGUCUUCUCACUCAAGUACGAUGUCAUCGGGGACCAGGAACACCUGCGGCUGCUGCUCAGGACCAAGUGCCGGACAUACCACGACGUCAUCCCCAUCUCCUGCCUCACUGAGUUCCCCAACGUGGUCCAGAUGGCAAAGCUGGUGUGUGAAGACGUGAACGUGGAUCGAUUCUAUCCUGUGCUCUACCCCAAGGCCUCCCGCCUCAUUGUCACCUUCGACGAGCAUGUUAUCAGCAAUAACUUCAAGUUCGGAGUCAUUUAUCAGAAGCUCGGGCAGACCUCUGAGGAAGAACUCUUCAGCACCAAUGAGGAGAGCCCCGCCUUCGUGGAGUUCCUCGAGUUUCUGGGCCAGAAGGUCAAACUGCAGGACUUUAAGGGGUUCCGAGGAGGCCUGGACGUGACCCACGGGCAGACGGGGACCGAGUCUGUAUACUGCAACUUCCGCAACAAGGAGAUCAUGUUCCACGUGUCCACCAAGCUGCCCUACACGGAAGGGGACACCCAGCAGUUGCAGCGGAAGCGACACAUUGGCAACGACAUCGUGGCUGUGGUCUUCCAGGACGAGAACACGCCGUUUGUGCCGGACAUGAUUGCGUCCAACUUCCUGCACGCCUACGUGGUGGUGCAGGCCGAGGGUGGGGGCCCCGAUGGCCCCCUCUACAAGGUGUCCGUCACCGCAAGAGAUGACGUCCCCUUCUUCGGGCCACCCCUCCCGGACCCCGCUGUGUUUCGGAAGGGGCCUGAGUUCCAGGAAUUUUUGCUGACAAAGCUGAUCAAUGCCGAAUAUGCUUGCUACAAGGCAGAGAAGUUUGCCAAACUGGAGGAGCGGACACGGGCCGCCCUCCUGGAGACGCUCUAUGAGGAGCUGCACAUCCACAGCCAGUCCAUGAUGGGCCUGGGCGGCGACGAGGACAAGAUGGAGAACGGCGGCGGGGGCGGCGGCUUCUUCGAGUCCUUCAAGCGGGUCAUCCGGAGCCGCAGCCAGUCCAUGGACGCCAUGGGGCUGAGCAACAAGAAGCCCCACACCGUGUCCACCAGCCACAGUGGGAGCUUCACGCCCAACAAUCCCGACCUGGCCAAGACAGCUGGAAUAUCAUUGCUUAUUCCCGGGAAAAGUGCCAGUAGAUUCGGACGCCGAGGCAGUGCCAUAGGCAUAGGAACCGUGGAAGAGUCACUGAUUGUCCCUGGCAAGAGCCCCACGAGGAAGAAAUCAGGUCCGUUUGGCUCUCGCCGCAGCAGCGCUAUCGGCAUCGAGAACAUCCAGGAGGUGCAGGAGAAGAGGGAGAGCCCCCCGGCCGGCCAGAAGACCCCAGACAGCGGGCACGUCUCCCAGGAGCCCAAGUCGGAGAACUCAUCCACUCAGAGCUCCCCAGAGAUGCCCACGACCAAAAACAGAGCGGAGACAGUGGCCCAGAGAGCGGAAGUGCUGAAGGACUUCUCCCGCUCCUCGUCCAGCGCCAGCAGCUUCGCCAGCGUCGUGGAGGAAGCAGAGGGCGUGGAUGCGGAUGACACAGGCCUGCUCAGCCUCACAGCAUCUCCUCCGGAAAGCCUGACUUUGCAGUCCCAGGGAGAGUGUCUCCUCCUCAGGGACACCCCACAAGCGGGACUCCUUCAUCUACAGCACGUGGCUGGAAGACAGCAUCAGUACCACAAGUGGAGGCAGCUCCCCAGUGAGGUGGCUCCCUCCUGCCUCCCUCCCCAGGCCCCUCUCGGUCACCCCAGCCCGACACUGGCAAGUUGGGGGACCCUGCGUGUCCCGAGAUCAAGAUCCAGCUGGAAGCAUCUGAACAGCACACGCCCCAGCUGGGCUGUUAGCCACACUGUCACUCUGAAGGUGACCCCGAGCAGACGAGGGUGCAGAAGCACGAGGCGAGGGUGCUCCAGCAGAUCCGGGCGGACGGGACCUCUGCCCCCCGAGGCCAGCACCAGCCUGGGGGCUGCCCCUCGCCUGCCCAGCCCUCCUCCUGGCCCACAUCUGGGCUGUCUCUGCAGGGCGGAGCUGGCCAGCCCUGGGAGCGGGGAAGCUGCUGGCACCGUCCCCACCCCCUGGGCUGGGAGGCUGGCUGGGGCAGGGAGAGGUCAGUUGGAACGGGACUCCAGGCCUGGCUGAUCCAUCACCCCUGGGUGCCCCUCUGGAUUCGAAGGAGUGAGCUGGAAAGGAGAACUGAGGCAUUUCAGUGCACACAGAGCCUGCCAUGGAGGCGGUGGGUAGGAGGAGCCCUGGGCUGGGGUCCUGAGUCCUAGCUUGUGGUUCGGGAUCCGCUCUGCGAUUCUAGGCCCAUCACACUCCCUCUCUGAGUGUCUCUGCUCUAAAUGGACAAGGUCAUUUCAGAGGUCGCUGAAGAGUGGGAUUCUGCGCACCUGCCCCAGAGUGGAGGAUCCCGGGGGCCUCCUGUCACCCUCUCCUGCUUCUUGGGGUUCCUGGGGCCCCAGGUCGGCUGAGGGACGGGGCUGGCUGUGGCCACGGCACCUCCUAGACCUGCCAAGGCCCUGCCCGCCGCCUCUACAUGACAGACGAGUGACCCCCUUGUGGGCGUCGGGGGACCUAUCUGGCUCUCCCGCCAGCCCCCGGCUCGACCCCCGGCAUCUCCGGCCCCUGGCGCUCCAGGCCGAGGGGCCUCAGCUGGCUCACCUUUGCACCACCCCCACCUGGCACGGAGUGGGCAGGCAGGCACAGCUGCCGUGAGUCCACAUCGUCGUGUGUGUCUGUCCACACUUUUUAGGCACCACACCAAGGGGCAGCCUUUCGGCCCCAACACCUGUCUCAGAAGCCCCCGUGGCCACGUGUGUGUGUCGGUAACAGUUGUAAUAAAUAAAUUCUAUUUAUCGCUAUUGUA
Molecule: messenger RNA, 3407 nt
Organism: Capra hircus (goat)
Lineage: Eukaryota; Metazoa; Chordata; Mammalia; Artiodactyla; Bovidae
Gene: RAP1GAP
Product: RAP1 GTPase activating protein
Exons: 26
Coding region: 23-2680 (885 amino acids)
Biological process (GO): regulation of small GTPase mediated signal transduction; activation of GTPase activity
Cellular component (GO): membrane; cytoplasm
Molecular function (GO): GTPase activator activity
Source: RefSeq, a predicted model, not a curated record